Pneumocystis carinii B80 is the source of this 435-nucleotide messenger RNA. RefSeq lists its product as hypothetical. The record is from RefSeq and is a predicted model, not a curated record. The transcript has 2 exons. Lineage: Eukaryota; Fungi; Ascomycota; Pneumocystomycetes; Pneumocystales; Pneumocystaceae. Bases 1 to 435 code for a protein of 144 amino acids.
AUGAGGGGUGUAAAAGAAGCGAUGAAACGUCUAGAUAUGAGUAUUUUAUCGGUUGAUAGUAUGAUAAACGGUAUGAAGAAGCAGGGGUUUAAAAAACAAGACGAGAAGGGCAUAAAAAGUCUAUAUAAGAGGAGUUUUUUAUCAUUUCCAGAGGACGAUAAAGGAGGAAAACAAGUGCGGGAAUUGUUAAAAAAUAUUGAUUUUGUUAGUAGUAUUAGGGGGGUGAAUGUUAAAUAUGUAAGGGGCCUUGUUUCAGUGAGAAAAGAUAGGCCUAUUAUGUUAAAAUAUGAAGAUUUGUUUGAGAAGACGGAAGAGCCAAAUAAAUGGGAUGUUUUGGGGUUAAUUGUUGUUAAAAAAAUGAAAAAGAAUUUAGUGGAUAAGUAUUAUGGAAAAAAUAGAAAGAAAAGAGGCAAAGAAGAGAGAAGGGAGUAUUGA